Molecule: messenger RNA, 1981 nt
Organism: Pocillopora meandrina
Lineage: Eukaryota; Metazoa; Cnidaria; Anthozoa; Scleractinia; Pocilloporidae
Source: the annotation of a GenBank genome assembly
AUUUUUCAGGAAGCUCCACCUGUAACCUCUGUUUGCCCAGCUUUGUCUAAAGAGGACCAUAUUGUAUGUGCAGUAAAUCAUUUGUGUCAGAAAAUGAGGUCAAAAGAUGUGAAAGACCUCAAUUCCUCCCUUAAAGAGGAUGUCAUUCCUCCAGGGUUUUACUAAGUGGAGGCGAAAGUAAAGAAGUAGCACCACCUUUCUUUUUGGCUACAGAGCAACAGCUGAGUCAGCUUGCUGCAACAAAAACUUGGUACACUAACAGAAAUGACGAGAUAGUUAAAGACCCAAGUUUCACAACUUGUAUCAAUUAGUGCUUUUGUUACAUCUGGGGAGUCUGCAAAACAAGUGCCAUUAGCGAUGCCUUAAUGUCUUCAAAGAAGAAGAGAGAUUACAAGGAGGUUAGUAUACAUAUAAUUCCCUUUAAAUGCUCAUUCUUAUCUUUUUAAAAGGAAAAUAAUGGUUAGAGCACUCUUCAAGUGCAAUUUCUAAUAUCAAAACCGAAGUUACCUUGACAGCCAAUUGGAACAAAGGAAAAUGUACUCAUGUAAAGACAAAAAAAACUCUCUUUGAAUGUAUUAUUGUUCCUUUAUCUAUCAGAUUUUGAGAGAGAUCACCCAUCUUCUACCUGGGGAAUGGCUUCAUGUGCAAUUUGUUAUAGCAGAUUUUGACAAGGCAUUGUGGGGAGCACUUCAGUCUAUUUUCCCACAUGUAAAGCUGCAGGGAUGUCCUCUACAUUGAACCCAGUUGGUGUGGAAAAAGGUAAACUGAAUUUGUCAAGUUAAGUUUCAUGCACUUGUACCAUCAUCUGAGCUCCUUGCACCAGCAGAAUUACAGUUUUAGGCCAUCAAGCUUUUUGACCAACCUUCUCUUUUCUUAUCAGCCACCCUGACAUGCUCCUACUCUUUCACUCUUACAUGUACCCUUCCCAAUCAUCUGGGACAAGUUUGUCUUGUAAAAGACUGUUUUAAAUAGAAAGUGAUUGAUGAUUUCCUCCUCUGGUUGUCAAAACAUUUAUUGCUGUCAGUCUUUUUCAUGACAACUCUCACCUGGACAAUUAGAUCAUAUGAGCAAUAUUUUAUUUGCAAUAUAUGAGCAACAACAAUUUGCUAACAAUGGCAUCCAAAUGAACUCCAGGAUUGCCUAACCUCAGGGGCAGGUUCAUGCAUGGUUUAUCUUUGUAAUAGGGCAAAAUGCUUAGUUGAAACAAGCUUCGCAUUUGUUUAUUUUUUAAGUCAUAUGCUUACAAACCUUUUUUAAUUAGAGAUAAUAUUUAUGCUCUCCAUCGAUGCAAAGACUAAAAUUUUUUUGGCUCAUAUUUUUAUCAGAUGCAAGAUCUUGGUCUGCAAGCACUGUGCAUUGAGGAUAAUGGUAUGCACAGGUACAUUAGAAAACUGCUUGCAUUACCCUUACUACUUGGCAAAGAGAUUUCUACUCAGUUCCAGCAACUGAAACUACAGGCAACCACAUAGACACUUCAGGAACUAAUAAAAUACAUUGAGGACACAUAGAUCACUAAAAUUGCGUACCCCAUUAGAGAUUGGUCUGUUUAUUGUCAGCCAUUAAGAACAAUGAAUGAUAUUGGAAGCUGGCCGAAGGCUCUCAGUGGUGAAACUGGUAGGAAAGGCCAAGUUCCUUUUUACACUCUAGUUCAGUCACUGCAUCAAGUGGCCCAACUUUCUGUUCAAAAUGUGCAGUUAGUAAGUGACAAAAAGUUGAUCAGGAUUCAACAGCAGGAUUGCCAUCACUUGCAGUCACAGAUCAGUCAGUAUUGGACUGAGUUUAGGAAAAGAAAAAUAACAGCAGCAAAACUUCUAAAGGUCUAUUCCAAGCCGUAUGGGCCAUCUCAAACUGAGUCUAGACUUUCAUAUAUCAUGAGAUUUUAGUCAUUCAUUAAUAAGCAUGUAUUUAUUUUGAAGACUGACAUUAUAUGCCAGCAGAAGCUUAGAACCUACCAGUAAUGUGUAGAAGUUUACUUGCCAUG